ACAAAAAUAAAAAAAUAAUUAAUUAAUUUAGACUUGCCUUUCUUCUCAAAUUUACAAUUAGAAAUAAUAUGUAUAUGCUCUAUUUAAAAGCUUUAAUAUUCAUCAAUCAAAAUAAUAAUAAAUUAUAACCAAAAAAUAUAAAAUCAAUAAAAAAUAAAAAAAAUGAAUAAAUUAAUUAUCUCAUUAGCUCUUAUCUUAACUUUGACUUUGGCUCAAGGAUAGUUAGAACUAUGCCCUCAUGGAAUAAAUUUAGAAGUUAAGUGUCCUAUGUAUUACAAGCCAAUAUGUGCUUUGAUUAAAUGCUCUACUGGUUUAUGUUGUCAUACUUUUGGUAAUUCUUGCAGUGCUUGUAGGGUAGGAAGAGUUAUUUCUUUUACUGAUGGUCCAUGUCCAAAUGAUAAAAAUGAGGAGAAUUGA
This is a messenger RNA of Tetrahymena thermophila SB210, 417 nucleotides long. RefSeq lists its product as hypothetical. The transcript has a single exon. The record is from RefSeq and is a predicted model, not a curated record. Lineage: Eukaryota; Ciliophora; Oligohymenophorea; Hymenostomatida; Tetrahymenidae.